This is a messenger RNA of Thamnophis sirtalis, 1569 nucleotides long. Lineage: Eukaryota; Metazoa; Chordata; Lepidosauria; Squamata; Natricidae. The record is from RefSeq and is a predicted model, not a curated record.
AUGCGCGGCUUCGCCCUGGAGCAGCAGAAGCGCCUGGCCGCCAGCCUGGUCCGCGUCCUCGCGCUCUACCGGCCGCUGACCGACGCCUACGUCAUCCCCCCGCUGCCGCCCCGCUUCCGCCGGCACCUGCGGCCCAAGAAGCAGCACGAGGUCCGGCGGCUGGCGCAGGUGCUGGAGCGGCUGAGCCAGCUGACCGGAUGCCCCCAGGUGGUGGACGUGGGCGCAGGGCAGGGCCACCUCGCCCGCUUCCUGGCCUUCGGGCUGCGGCUGUCAGUCACGGCCGUGGAGGGAGACGCCCGGCUGGUCACUCAGGCUGCCAGGUUUGACCGGGCGCUGGCUCUGGAGCUGGAGAAAGAGCAGGCCAGGCGGCAGGCGCCAGACGCCCCCCCUGUCCAGGGGCCGAGCCACGUGGUGGGCUGGGUCACUCCGGACACUCGGUGGCCAGAGUUCGUGGAGCUGCUGCGCUCGGGGAAGGUUGCAGGAGGUGGGAGUCCAUGGGCAGCCACCACCUGCCAGCCCCGCGAGCCUUGUGAGCCGGGAGAAAGGGGAGCUGGAAAGGGAGGCGCAGACUGUGGGGGAGGAGAUAGGCCUGAGUCCCUGGAGCAGAACCCACCAACCCACCUGCAAGGGCAGCUCCCGCAGGGGCCGCUUCUGCUCACCGGCCUGCAUGCCUGCGGGGACCUCAGCGCCACCCUCCUCCGGCUCUUUGUGGCCUGUCCCCACAUGGUGGGCAUCACUUCGGUGUCCUGCUGCUACAUGAAGCUGAGCACCGGGAAGGGCGACCGGCCCGGCUACCCCCUGAGCGACUGGGUGGCUGCUCUGCCCGGACACCAGCUCUCCUACAAGGCCCGGGAAGGGGCCUGCCACGCCAUGGAGGACUACCUCCUGCGGCUGGAGCACGACAGCCCCUCGCUGAAGACCCACUGCUACCGGGCCAGGCUGGAGACCCUCAUCCGGGCCAUCGACCCCACCAAGAAACGCCUGGGGGUGCAGGCCAUUCCCAAGGCCCACCAGAUGACCUUUGAGCAGUAUGCUCGCCAGGGCCUGGAGCGUGUCGGGAUGAGCCCCCGUGGGCCCCUGGAGCCAGCCUCUCCGGCCCAGCAGCGGCAGGUGGUGGUUUUCUUCAGCCUCGCUCACCUGCUGGCCCCCUUGGUGGAGACCCUUAUUCUCCUUGACCGGAUGAUUUACCUCCAGGAGCAAGGUUUCCCCUGUGCGCUGGUCCCUCUCUUUGACCCAGCACUGUCCGCCAGGAACCUGGUGCUAGUGGCGGCCAAGAAGGUGCCGCCCUCCGACCUCUGGGGUCUGGCCGCAGGAGAGUGAGGAGGCUCCUGCCCUAGAUGGGCCUUCUCAGGGUCUGAUGCAGCCGCCGCCAAAGGACUUGGCCUCCCGGUCCCCUGGAGGGUCCGUUGCCGAGGAAGCCCCUGGACCAACCUGUUGGAGGAGGAGGAGGAGAGAGCGGGCCAAAAUGCCCACCUCUCUGUUGAGUGUCUGUAAGGACAGUACGCUUGUUGUUCUGUUAAGGGAUAUUUAUUGUCUUUGCCUUUGAUAAAAGAUGGCCAGUGAACCCGC